Trifolium pratense (red clover) is the source of this 2058-nucleotide messenger RNA. RefSeq names its product flavin-containing monooxygenase FMO GS-OX-like 8. NCBI's taxonomy places the organism in Eukaryota, Viridiplantae, Streptophyta, Magnoliopsida, Fabales, Fabaceae. Bases 351 to 1724 code for a protein of 457 amino acids. The transcript is spliced from 7 exons. Gene Ontology annotation, molecular function: NADP binding; flavin adenine dinucleotide binding; N,N-dimethylaniline monooxygenase activity. The record is from RefSeq and is a predicted model, not a curated record.
UCUAUAUAUAUCCCUUACCUUGCUAGGGACUCCACCCAUCCAACAUUCCUCUCUCUCUAACCUUUAUAGAAUUUGGAACAUCUCAUGCACUCUUUUUUUACAUUCUCUUAAUAGUUUUUCUAUUUUCUUUUCAUUUUUUUCUCUUCUUAUAACUCUCAUUUUUUCGUGCUUGAGAGGUUGUAUAGUAGCAGAGGAUCCAAGUUUAUCCUCUGUCUCUGUCCACCCUCUAUCUAUUUCUCUCACUAGAUCCUCUCGAUCUCUCUCUCAUUUCACUCACUCGUAUAUUUUACGCUGUUGAGGGACGAAGUAGAGAAUCCAAUUCGGUCAAUCAUAUUUGUCAUAAAACAACCAUGGUUUCCGAGAAGAAUUACCAAUCGAAGAAUGUAUGUGUAAUCGGAGCAGGACCAGCAGGAAUAGUAGUAGCAAGAGAGUUAAAAAAAGAAGGUCACAAAGCAAUUGUGAUAGAGCAAAAUCAUGACAUUGGAGGACAAUGGUUAUAUGAUGAUAAAAAUAUAGAAGGAGAACACCCUUUAGGAAGAAACCCUUUUCUAAAAGUUCAUAGUAGUGUCUAUAGCUCUUUAAGAGUAGCAUCUCCAAGAGAAGUCAUGGGAUUCACAGAUUUUCCCUUUUCGCCGAAAAAAGGUAGAGACAUGAGGAGAUUUCCUAGCCAUGUUGAAGUUCUUAUGUAUCUAAAGGAUUUUUGUGAGUAUUUUGGAUUGAGAGAUAUGAUAAGGUUCAAUACAAGAGUUGAAUAUGUUGGAAUGUUGGAUGAUUAUGGUGUUUGUGGAAAUGAUUUGAAGUGGAUUGUUAGAAGCAAAGAGAAGAAUAGUGAGAAAGUUGUGGAAGAAGUUUUUGAUGCAGUGGUUGUUGCAACUGGUCAUUACUCUCAACCAAAAUUGCCAUCCAUUAAAGGAAUGGAUACAUGGAAAAGAAAACAAAUCCAUAGUCACAUUUACAGGACUCCAGAACCAUUCCACAAUGAGGUUGUGGUGGUGGUUGGAAAUUCUUUUAGUGGACAAGAUAUAGCAAUGGAGCUAGUGGGAGUAGCAAAGGAAAUUCAUAUAAGUUCAAGAUCUCUUAAUACUGUAUAUGAGGGGUUAUCUAAAGUCAUAGCCAAACAUGACACUUUACAUCUUCAUCCACAGAUAGACACCCUUGAAGAGGAUGGAAGAGUAAUUUUCUUGGAUGGUUCUUGCAUUAAAGUAGACACAAUUGUGUACUGUACAGGGUACUCCUAUAGCUUCCCUUUUCUUGACACCAAAGGAAUGGUGGUUGUUGAAAAUGACAAAGUAGGACCUUUGUAUGAGCACACUUUUCCUCCAUCACUUGCUCCAUCUCUUACUUUUGCAGGCAUCCCUAAAAAGAUCUUAGGAUUCCCUUUCUUUGAGUCCCAAGCAAUGUGGAUAGCUCAAUUGCUUUCUGGGAAAAAAGCUUUGCCAUCAUGGGAGGAAAUGAUGAAAUCCAUCAAGGAGUUUUACCAGUCAAGAGAAGAAGCUGGCAUUCCUACUCAUGAUAUUGGAGACUUUGAGUAUUGUGACAAAUAUUCAGAGAAUGUAGGACUCCCACCAUUACAAGAAUGGAGAAAAUCUUUGUGCAUUUCAUCCUUAAUUAACUCUUUUACCAAUUUGGAGACAUAUAGAGAAUCAUGGAAUGAUGAAGAAAAUGAGAUGCUCCAAGAGGCCCUUCAAAGUCCUUACUUCACUCAACUUGAAAUUCAAGAUUGAAACUAUUCUCCAAGCCUAAAAUAUAUAGAAAUAAAAUAUAAAUAAAGAGUUUAAUAACUAUGCCAUGUAAAAAGUUUUAUGCAUGUGCUCAAUUAUAUUUCUCUAUUGUGUUGUGUUGUGUUGUGUUAUGUCAUAAUGUUCUUGAAUAAAUCUAUAUUGUGUUGACCAAAAAAACAUUGUGAGUGCAUAAAUUAAAUCCUAAAAUAUUUGAUUUGUACUUAGUAGCACUCAGAUAGUUUGGUUGUGUUAUUUUAAUUAUAAAAUAUUGCAAAUGGGAACAUUGUUGAAUUAGAACAAUGUUUCUUGUUUUUUAAUUAUAAAAUAUUCCGUCAAA